Aspergillus steynii IBT 23096 is the source of this 657-nucleotide messenger RNA. RefSeq lists its product as uncharacterized. The transcript has a single exon. Lineage: Eukaryota; Fungi; Ascomycota; Eurotiomycetes; Eurotiales; Aspergillaceae. The record is from RefSeq and is a predicted model, not a curated record. The annotation marks the transcript as partial.
UCACUGCCCGAUCUACCCAGCGACGACACCUGGAACAUGGCACGCAUCAGCCGCGAUCCAUCAACCGGCGCUCUCGCAACAAAGUUAGAGAGGAAGAAGCUGCCCGCAGUCGAGGAUACCUGGCACCCUAAAUCAAUUGACUACCUGAGUCUGAGCCGCGUGAAACAACUCACUGCGAAUACAUUCGAAGCGACCUGCUCGGACCAGGACCUUGUCACCGGCACAGGCAUAGGCACAGACACAGUCAUUGCCAAAAUCGCGCGCUUUUAUUGUGAAAUCCCUCGCAUGGCGCAGGAGACUCGCAUCUAUAAGAGUCUAGAAGGAACUGGUCUUGCGCCACGGUUCCUGGCCCAUGUCCAUGAGCACGGUCGGGUGAUUGGGAUCUUGCUGGAGAAGUUGGGAGGUCGCGAAGCGGGGAUUGAGGAUUUGAUGGUUUGUCAAUCGGCUCUCGGGCGUCUUCAUGAUAUUGGGAUUUGUCAUGGAGAUGUCAAUAGGUAUAAUUUCAUUGUUCAGGGCAAUACGGCAAGGUUGGUUGAUUUCGAGAGGAGUCACAUAUGUCCUGAUGCAGCGUCUUUGGAAGACGAGAUGGAGAGUCUAGAUGAUCAAUUGAGAGAGAGUACAGGACGGGGUGGAGGAUUUCGGUUCGCUGAAGGAUGA